AUGUGCAUAAAAGAUCUCACACAGGUGAGAAGGAGUAUUCAUGUACUGAGUGCGGGAAAUGUUUUUCAAAAAAGGCAAAUCUUUACACACAUCAGAGAUUGCACACAGGAGAGAAGCCGCAUGCCUGCCCCUGAUGCGGGAAAUGUUUUGUACAAAAAAUCACUACUUACAGCACAUCAGAGGUCUCACACGGGGAAAAGCCAUAUUCUUGUUCCGAGUGCGGAAAAUGUUUUUCAAGGAAGUCCAGUCUUUACUUACAUCAGAUAUCUCACAUAA
Messenger RNA from Staurois parvus, 276 nucleotides. The record is from the annotation of a GenBank genome assembly. Lineage: Eukaryota; Metazoa; Chordata; Amphibia; Anura; Ranidae.